This is a messenger RNA of Folsomia candida, 3649 nucleotides long. RefSeq lists its product as uncharacterized. Gene Ontology annotation, biological process: protein phosphorylation. The transcript is spliced from 5 exons. The coding region runs from base 440 to 3586 and encodes 1048 amino acids. Lineage: Eukaryota; Metazoa; Arthropoda; Collembola; Entomobryomorpha; Isotomidae. The record is from RefSeq and is a predicted model, not a curated record. Gene Ontology annotation, molecular function: protein kinase activity; ATP binding.
GCUAAAGGAAGGUGAUAAACAGCAUAUCCACCUAUAUACUUGAAAAUAAUUUGAAUUAAGAUAUUAGAUACAUGGGGCAGCCAUGGACACAUAACUUAUAACUUAAAAUUAUGACGCAUGACUUAUUUUAUAAGUUAUAAGUCAUAGAAACGUCCGACGUAUAAGUUUUGCGUCCAUAGCUGCCCAUGUAUCUUUCAAUUUUUAGCAGAGAUUAUUUUUCAUCGUCAAUAACACCAUCAUUCUUAUAACUAUUUACAUACACAAAGUAGCGUCUAAUUCACCUGUGGAGAAUCCAUGAAUCCGUUUGUAUAUACACGUACUUCUGUACAUAUGUACACACAUACACACAACGAUGGAGAGCCUACUGCUUGACCGGAAUAAGAUACUUUGGAUUAGGGCUCACCGCAACGGAAUUUAUUUAAAUUAACAAAAUUUUAAGAUGGAACUUCCCCACCAGACAAAUCCUUGGCGUAAUCGGCCAAACCUCCAAGUCGUUGAAGGAUUCCUAGGAAAAGGAUAUUUCGGAAAAGUGUGGAGGGCCCAGCAUUCCAUAGACAAAAGCGAAUAUGCCAUAAAGCAAAUUAGUCUCCAGAAAACCAUCCAAUAUUUUGAGGGAGAUGUGAGCAAAUUAUUACGCGAAGUUGUCCACCUCGCCAGAAUCAAUUUCAAUUCUGAGCACAUCGUAAAGUAUCACGAUUGCUGGAGUGAAGGACCCCACAGCGAUGAAUUAGUAAAGCCAAGCCCAAAUCUGGACAAGCUCUUAGAAAACCCAAGUUAUACUUCUUACUCAGAAAUGGAAGAUGACACGUAUAUUUUUAUCCAAAUGGAAAUGUGUCACGGAACUUUGGACACUUGGUUAAAGAAUUUGGACCCACAAAAGAGGCGCUUUCAAUAUAAAGAAGAAAUUUACCAAAUUUUACUCCACCUCGUUACUGCAUUAAAGAGUAUCCAUGAACAAAAUAUUAUCCAUCGGGACUUGAAACCUGACAAUAUAUUUUACAAGAAAAUACUACCUCAAAAUAAAUUAAUAUGGAAAAUUGGGGAUUUUGGACUGUCCAUUUCGCAUAAAACAAGCACUGAGAAUCAAACUACUAGUGCUUUAUCAGUUAAAGGCAACGUCCGUUACGCCAGUCCCGAAAAAAACAACAAAUUUAACUACGACGCAAAAUCAGACGUCUUUAGCCUCGGAUUGGUCUUUGUCGAGAUAUUGUACCCCUUCCAGUCGACUCUGGAGAGAAACACAAUUUUCGACAGUAUCCGGGAUAACACAGAUUGGACACAUGUAUCAAAGCUUAUCGAGACAAGAUAUUCACCAGUCGUAGCUAAAAUUUUGAAGGAAAUGCUUCAUAGUGAUCCCAACGUGAGAUGGAAUAUCGGACAAGUUUGGAAGCUACUCAGCAAACGGGACCAAGAACAAGAUAGCUCACUGGAAUCCUCAGGAGCUACAGCUUCUUGGGAACAGAAGCACAAUUCGGACCUUAGUACCGAGCCUCUCCUAAAUUUUUGCGUGCCCUCAGCGUCGCGUAAAUUCAUUGGGAGGGAGCAGGAGCUUAACGUUUUAAAAAACUUACUGAAAACCACUUUCCCAAUAAUCGUCGACGGCCCGAGUGGCAUUGGAAAAACUGAAAUCCUAAAACAAUUUGUGCACAUAUUACAAAAGGAAGUCAAACAUAACAAAAUUACAGAUAAACGGGUCAAGUCGUACUUCAUUUGGUUGGAGGCCGGUAGCCCAGGAAUUUUCCGAUGUUCGGUCAUCCAUUUGGCAAAGCAAGCAGGAAUUCUUAACCAACAUGUACCAGCCCCACGCAAUUCCGAGAAACCCACGGUUGAACUACUAUUAGAAAUCGUGUCCAAAGUAAGAGACGGAAGUAUUGUCCUCAUCCUGGAUGGCGUCAGAGAUAGCAUCAAUCCUGUAAAUGCUAGCAGUGCAAAAAAACUUUACAUGGAACUGGAAAAUCUGGUAAAUUCGUUGACAAAAGAUUUUUACCAGCGACAACAAACCGGUGGAUUGAAUAAUUUGUUAUCGGUAAUAAUUUCAACCACGCACAAUUAUCUCCCCGCAGUCGACAAGCUCCUCAAAUUUGGAAAAUGCUUACAUCUCCAAGAGCUACAUGAGAACGACGUGGUCAACUUUGUCAAACAUAACAUAAACGUAGAAUCCAAUCCCGAGAAUUCCAUCAAAUUAUGUUCACUACUUCAUUGUCAUCCUCUGCCUUUACAACUUGCUCAUGGCUACAUUCAAUAUCAGCAGAAGAUCAAUUUCAAUUUCGAGGUUGCAAAAUAUCUCGAGUUAUUUGCGGAGAUGGAAAACAGCAACACAAUUGAAUACGAGGAGGACGAAAUAUCCAUCCACUUAGGCGACCCAGUCUCUCUAUCCCUUCUGAUAACAUGCUCCCUCACGCUGGGAGCCCUCAUUAGGCCCCCAAUUGACUCAGAAAUUUAUCUAGAAGCUGUUCAACUUCUCCAAUUCUUGAUCUACCUCCACCCCCGGAAGGACAUAACAUUUAAUUUCUUGCUCUUCCUCCGACUGGGGAAGGAGGACAAGAGAGACAGAAACGCUAUUAUGGUCAGAUCUCGAAGGGCAACCCAAAUUCAGACAUCUCUCACCCUAUUAAUCGACUGUCAUCUCAUUACACAAACCUACCCUCCGCCAGACGAGUAUGGAAACGUGAACCAGAAAAAGACAACGCUUCACGUCAACCAGUACAUUUCUUGGGCUGUCCGAACACUUCUCGGUCUAGAUGAAGAGAUCGAAACGCUAACCCAACUUCUCAACACAUAUGUGAAGAAUGACCCAUAUUUUUAUCAGUUUUCCGGUUUCGGCGGAGAGGAAAACGUGCACGGACAUUAUAUCAGUCUUUGUUCCCACGCUACCCGACAUGACACCUUGAUCUCUCAGUUUCCGUACCUGUUUCAAAAGUUUUACAACGUCCACUUCGAAAUAGGGUUAGAAUCUCUAGAACAAUCGGGCUCUGAAAUUAUCGCCACAUUAACCAGAGUACUCGGCGCGAGUAAUAUUUACACGUUAAACGUUGAGUUUAAUCGAGCUAUUGCGAAAGAGUUGGAUCUCCUUGACCUGGGCGUGGAAUCUUUGGAAAAUGUGGUGAAAGUUGUCACCCUGUACAGAAAAAUAUUGGAGAGACAGUCAAAGAGAUUUGGAGACAGUCACGAAUUGACGCAACGCGUCCUGUUUGCCUUAAGCAAAUUAAUAUUUAACAAUUAUUCCAGAGAUGACGAAAUAUUUUCCUUGGAGGAAGCGGUUCAGUUAAGGGUUCGCAUGAAAAAUGGUAAAAAAGCAGACAUGGGAGACAGCGAUGUGUUUCACCAUGCCAUGAAAUACAGUGGGAGGAGUAGAAUUAUUCGGGCGAUGGAAAAAGGGGAGCAAAUCGAGAUAUCGUCCAAGUUCUCUUUACAACAUGAAUUAUUGGAAGUAUUGGCUUAUUCGAGGAUAUUAGUUGAAAAUGGAAAUAGUGAUAAGGCACGACUACUCUUGGAAGAUGUAAUCGAACCGUUUCAAAAUUGGGCUGAACCACUCCCCAGUUUUUUACACGAGGAGGAAAAUAAGACGCACAGUGGCGAAAAGUGAUAAUUUAUGUAGUAAAUUAAUUUUGGUGAAAAUAAAAUAAAGCAAUUAAUUUUGUAUCUCAAA